Messenger RNA from Pseudoliparis swirei, 5581 nucleotides. It is a transcript of the gene epm2a, whose product is annotated as EPM2A glucan phosphatase, laforin. Gene Ontology annotation, cellular component: nucleus; cytoplasm. The record is from RefSeq and is a predicted model, not a curated record. The transcript is spliced from 5 exons. Gene Ontology annotation, molecular function: starch binding; protein tyrosine phosphatase activity; protein tyrosine/serine/threonine phosphatase activity. Bases 1854 to 2807 code for a protein of 317 amino acids. Lineage: Eukaryota; Metazoa; Chordata; Actinopteri; Perciformes; Liparidae. Gene Ontology annotation, biological process: protein dephosphorylation.
CUCAGACAAUGAAGUGUGUAAAGACACUGAGCUGCAGGAAUGGAUCAGUGAGAUAUUCACACAUGGCAUCUUGGGAAACAAAGCCUCAGGGUUUCCAGAGAGCUUUCAUACUGCCGAGGAGCUGACCAAAUUCAUCACCAUGGUGAUCUUCACAGUGACCUGUCAACAUGCUGCAGUAAACAAUGGACAGGUAAUUAGUUUGGACAUUGGAGUAUGUCUUGAUGUUUAAUCGGGUAUGGUUUUGUUUAACACUAAAACAGAUGUAUGAACCGGUUUGUAAUCUGCUUUUCAUUCAUUACACUUUUUCUUUAGCUGAGUAUUACAUUUGGGAAGAGGUUUCACAGAAUAGUCGACUAUCGUGGGCAUUGUGCAUUUUUGUAGACUAAUCAAGAAUAGAAUAAAAUGCAGCAGUCAUGGAUACCAUACACAGGGGCAAAGGUUAAAUUCCCAUUGUAGAGUUGCAUAACUUUAUCCUGCAAUGUUUGACAUUAAUUAAGUUAAUUUGUUUUCGAUCAAUGUUACAUAUUGAGAUUUCUUUCAUUUAGUUUGACAACUUCUCCUGGAUGCCAAAUGGCUCACUCCUGCUGCGCAAACCUCCUCCAACCACGAAGGGGCAGUCGAGCAUGGAGACACUUUUGGAGACUCUCCCAAAUGUUGGUGACACAGUCAACAUUGGAGCACUCAGUUGGAUACUUUCAGAGAAGUACACUGACAUGGUAGGGUUGCCGAUGAUCAAUACUCACAACAUUCUAAGUGUUUAUAAUAAUUUAUACCGAACACAUUACUAUGUCAAUCUGAUUUACUGUUUGGUUGUGUCCUUUCGGCAGGUUCCCAUAGGUACAUACCCCAAAGAGCGAUUCAAUGAGCCUGCUCCAAAGCAGAUGAUUAAGGAAUUUCAAGCAGAGUUGUCCUCCCUCAGUGAAGCAAUUACAACAAGAAACUUGCAGCUUGAAAUACCUUACAGCUACCUGGACCCUGCUCAGAUCGAGAACAGUGUUGCUAUUUAACUCGAGCUGUUUCAUCUCUCUGCAUGAGGAAACUACAUCAAUACUCUUUCAACAUCUGUCUUGCAUGCUUGGUUGUGGGUUAAACUUUGGGACACUAUAAUCUAGGGCUAGGCUGUAUUAUGUUAAGUCGGCCUAAGAUGGGGAACCUGUAUCUUUGUGUAAAUCAUGUUUUACAUAGACAUAUGGAAUUAAUUAAUUAAAUUAGCAAUUUAGGGAGCAAAUGUAUAUGUUGCAGCACAUUGCAUGUGUGUUAGGAUACAUUGACCACCAAUUGGCAAUCUAAAUGGAUACUUUAUAACAUAAGAAAAUAUUGGUCCUUCAUAAAGUGACAUAUCAGAUCUGAUUGGUAAUCAGCCCAGCUGAGGACAAUCUGUGUGUGUGUGUGUGUAUCUGUGCGCCUGUCUCCAUAAAGGAGCAGUAGGGACUGAGGAGCGAGGUGGGGAGAGCAGAGACAGUCUGAGGGGAAAUAAUAAAAUAUAUUGCCAAAUAUCUCUCUUGUUGCUGAUCCUUUGGUGCUGAGGGGGCUACUGGGAGCUACUGGUGGCUACUGGUAACACCCUGAAACCUGUUACAACUAUAUUUAACAAUUGGCAGCAUUGGGUGGCAAUCUUGCAGGCACUUGUAUUAGUUAAUUUUAGUGCGAUGUAUGGUGCGCGGUAAUUCUGACGGAGUGGGACCUCAUUCUUUCUAGCCCCUUCUUUGCUGCAAACUAUCCCAUUUAUUUUUAGAACACACUUUACAGUCAAUAGGCCACGCAGACUGAAUACAACAGCUACAAUAUAGGCGUUACAACAAACCAGCCAUACUAAACGAUUGAGGACAUAUCAUUUGGUUGAGGCUUGAACAAUGUUAUUUAGGUUCGGUGUCGUCCUCACUCCGGAGUCUCCGGACGUAGAGGUCUCCGUGUUGGGUUCGCGUGCAGAAAUGGGCGGCUGGGACCCGCGCGCAGCGGUUCAGAUGAGAGCCUCACAGAAGCACCUGCUGUCGACUCAGGAACCGUGUCUGUGGAUCGGCGACGUCCAGCUGGCAGAGCCGUUCAAAGACGCAUUAUGGUUCAAGUUCGUCAAGAGAGUCCGCGGCAUUUGUGUCUGGGAAGGUAGUGGUCCCAGCCAUGACAGAUGUUGUUCCUAUGAUGAGAGGAACGUUGUGGAUGGAGUGUACUGCCAUCCGAUUGGUCACUGGAUAGAGGAAACGGGACACACAGAUGAGAUGAAACACACCACCAACUUCUACAUUGGUGUGGCUGGUCAGAAGGCCAUUCACUUCUCCAGGGUGCUGCCACAUAUUUGGCUGGGCAGCUGCCCUCGACAGGUGGAACAGGUGACGAUAAAGAUGAAGCAUGGAUUGGGAAUUACUGCAGUGAUGAACUUCCAGACAGAGUGCGAAGUGGUGAACAACUCCGACGGCUGCAGGCGCGACCUCGGAGAAGCCAUGACCCCUGAGACCAUGAUGCAUUUGUACAAAGACUGUGGCCUGGUGUAUGUGUGGAUACCCACACCUGACAUGAGCACUGAGGGUCGUACCCGGAUGCUUCCCCAGGCUGUGUUUUUGCUUCAUGGUCUGUUGGAGAAUGGUCACACUGUCUAUGUUCACUGUCACGCUGACGGAGGCCGGUCGACGGCAGCUGUGUGCGGCCUGCUCAUGUACGUCCUCGGCUGGAGUCUGAGGAAGGUGCAGUACUUUGUUGCAGCCAGGAGGCCGGCGGUGUGCAUGGAUGAGACGGCUUUGGUCCGGGCUCAGGCCGACUUCACUCAGAAGUUUGGACGACUACGACCAUCCAUCUCUUGCACAGAUACAUGAGAAGUUAGUUUCCUUACACUAUGGGACGCUCCACUGGACUGAACUCUGGGAAAGGAAUAUGACGUCUGUAAAAAGCAUCCUCUGUAGAAGGUGAAAUAACUAGGGCUGUCAGCGUUAACGCGUUAAUCUAUGCGAUUAAUUUGGCCGCGUUAACGCACUAAAAUAUUUUAAUGCAAUUAAUGCAACUUUGUUUACUUCCGGUGUGCCUUGAAGUUUUUACACUCCUCUGAGUGUCAAACCGCGGCAGUACGGUUUAACACUGUUUCCGUUAUUAAAAAAAAUAUUUUUCCGCGAAAAUAAGGAGCAGAAAUCAGUUUAAACUCGUGGAUGAAUCAGUCGGGUUUCCUCCUGCUCCUCCUUCCUCCCGUCUCCCCCUCUGAUACACAGAGGAACGGAGGGGCGACGUGUCGGGUGACGCAGCGCGGAAAUAACUCGUCACACGAAUCCGUUUGUCUGUCAACAUUUUGUGAAAAAAACAACCAAUGAACACUCAGUAAAUCACAAAGGACCUCCCACCACAGGUGAGGCUCAUUAGCAACCUGUCAGUCAGAGAGCAGAGAACACGGUGCGAGGACAAUGAGCCUCAUUGAAUAGAGCUGAGAUUGUUCUGGAAUGUUUGAUGUAGAACACGUGGGUAUGUGUCACAUUAAAACGCCUUUAAAAGGUGAAUUUACAUUUUUUUGUAAAAUGGAGAACAUGCCCCCAGCCUCCAGAGGGUUAACGUGACAUAUGUGAAUGUCAGUCAGUUUAUCAAGGCCACUGGUUCUGCUGCUGUUCAAUGUUAAAGAUGACAGGACCAAUGGGGUCUCUAAUACACCUUUGUUUACUAAUCUGGAUGUUUCACUGAAGAAACAAUUUAUCAUCCACGAUAUUAAAUACCUCGCUGGCACUUUAUAGGUAGGAGCCUCUUUGAAAACACAGCUCUGUGGGAAGUUUUGUCUUUAAAAAGAAGAAAACAAAACUUUUAAUCGCAAUUAAUGACUUUCAAAAUAUGCGAUUAAUUAGUUAAAUUUUUUUAAUCGAUUGACAGCCCUAGAAAUAACCUAUCGCAAGAAGAUGUACUCGACACAUGAGACACUUCAGCUGAGUGGCUUUUAAAAUCUGGUUGAUCUCCAAGUGUCUGAAGAGAGUUCUGCUGUCCGACAGCAAGUUGUUUCAAACUGUUAAUCCUAUUUUGAUGCGCUGGCUUCUAACUUCAGGAAUUAUCGUCUACUAUGGAGCAUAUACAGUUACAUGUUGUGCACUUGGAGUCAGCUUCAGGACUCUAGUAUUCACUAAAGGGUGCAGUGGUGUUUUAAAAGACCUUUUCUUUUCGUCUUUUUUGUUCUAAACAAAUCAGAGAAGGACAUUUUCGUUUAUGUGUUGAACAUCAAUGAAUGAGUAUUAAAACCGAAAUAAAAGUAUCUCUCUACUACCUUUUACUUUCAGCCAACAGGCUGUGCUCCCCAGGAAAGGAUUUUUUUUCCCACAGUUGCUAAUGUAUUAUUAUGGAUCAAUUUCUUUUUUUGGGACACAGUAUUAAUGCUGUAUGAACCUGGCACGCGUUGCCAAAGCAACAAAUCUAUUCCUCAAACCAAAAUAACGACAAUGCCUGUUCCUCUCGGUCAGAAGAAUACGGCUCCGCCCCGUCUCUCCCAGAGAGCCUGACAGCAUUUCAUCUUUAUUUAUUAAUCCGACAGAUGCUAUUCCAACCCAUCACCUAAAUAAUGAAAACUAAAUCCCCGCCAGACCAUUUCAAUGCAUACACAAUUACACAUUAUGGAAUACUGCUUGUCAAUGUUGAUCAUCCUCCUAGAUUCCUAUUUUGGAUAUAUUGUUUUUUUUAAGUUAGUGUUUUGUGUGUGUGUGGGGGGGGGGGGGGGGGGGGAUUGAACCCUGCAUGUGUGUUAGUGGAAGCAAAUCAUUGAGGAUUUUUAAUAUGUUCAAAGAAAAGUGUGUGACUUUCGUUUUUCUUUUGAAGAAGCAGAAUAUUUAUAGGAAAACUCUGUAUGUGUAACACCCUGCUCUGUGUCUCAGCUGUGUCUCCUUUGUGUUUCCUUUGUGUCUUGAUUGUUUCAUUCCCUUUACCUGCUCUCAGCCACUCCUAUGUCUCCCUGAUUGUCUCAUGCCAUACACAUGUCUCCCCCCCUGUAUAUUGUGCCAGUUGUUCCCUUGUCCCGUCAGUUUGUUUUCUGCAUUUACUAAUGUUUCUAUGAGUGUCACUUAUUCCUGUCAGCUUUCACAGUGUAUCUUUGUUCAACCUUUUUCCUCAAGUAAAGAGAGUUUUUGUUUCUAUUUAAAGCUGGAGUCCAGCCUUGUUUCCUCUGCACCUGAUCCUCACCCUGUGACCCUCUGUGUGCAGAAAGGAUGUAUAAUGACAGCUGGACAGUGUUGGAGGUGGGUUAUUGUCAGUGAUGGAUGUUGGAAAGCAUUUGUAUUCCAUGUGAUUUCCAGGAUCUGCCAAUCACCUAAACCGGUUCCCCUGGAUCCUUGCAUUCACAUUAGUAAAUAUUUUAUGUUGCAGAUCGAGCCACACAUAUCUCAAAAGUACAAUUUAAUCCAGAAUGUGCCCAGAAAAUACUGUGUGCUUGUUUGGAUAAUUUUCUUUUGGCAUACAAUGUCCCUGAAGCCCUCAGUUUGUAUUUAUUGAUCCUUCUGCUUCUUUAUUCCAGAUAUUAAUUAUUUAAAUGUGCUUAUGCAGUACACCUACUACUAUUUUUAUGAAUGGAUCCAUCAACGACAUUUUCUCCACUGUAAAGUGAAACAACUAUAAGAAAAAUAAACACUUAAACAAC